Molecule: messenger RNA, 1132 nt
Organism: Rana temporaria (common frog)
Lineage: Eukaryota; Metazoa; Chordata; Amphibia; Anura; Ranidae
Product: olfactory receptor 1019-like
Exons: 1
Coding region: 1-933 (310 amino acids)
Biological process (GO): G protein-coupled receptor signaling pathway; sensory perception of smell
Cellular component (GO): membrane
Molecular function (GO): odorant binding; olfactory receptor activity; G protein-coupled receptor activity
Source: RefSeq, a predicted model, not a curated record
AUGGGUGUCAAGAACAAGACUCAAGUGACCAUGUUUGAGUUUUCUGGUCUUACUGAUGAUAAAUUAGUUGCCCUGUUCCUCUUCAUGCUCUUUUUAGUGGUUUACAUAGUGACCGUUUUUGGAAACGUCGGAAUGAUAGCAACGGUUAAUGUCUCACCCACCCUCCACACUCCAAUGUACUACUUAUUGAGCUAUCUGUCUAUGGUGGACCUCUUCUACUGUUCAGUAAUUACACCUAAAAUGUUGUCUGACCUCCUUUCCGAGAGGAAGUUAAUCACAUUCAUGGGUUGCAGCCUUCAGUUCUACUUCUUUUGUGCACUGGCAGGUACAGAGGUCUAUAUCCUCUCAGGAAUGGCAUACGACCGAUAUGUUGCUAUAUGCCACCCUCUCCACUACAUAUCAGUGAUGACUAAGAAGAAAUGUCUCGGUCUUGUUACUCUCUCUUUCGUUGUUGGCUUUGUACAGUCAGUUGCACAGACCAGCAGUCUAUUCAGUCUUGAAUUCUGUGACUCUAACCUUAUAGACCACUUCUACUGUGACAUCCCUCCACUGGUCAGGUUGUCUUGUUCCCAAAUCCGCACCUGCACCAUCGUCACCCUUUUCUUUGUAUGUUUUUGUGGCUUAAGUUCAAUGACAAACAUCCUGGUCUCCUACACCCUCAUCAUUCCAUCUAUCUUACGGAUAAACUCUGUGGCUGGCAGGAGGAAAGCAUUUAGCACCUGCUCCUCACAUCUUAUGUGUGCUACCAUCUUCUAUGUUGCAGUUGUCUGUGCUUACUUUCAUCCAUCCUCCAGUACCCUCAAAAUACAAGAAAAGGUAUCCUCUGUAUUCUACACAGCGGUGACACCAAUGUUGAAUCCGAUUAUCUACAGCCUGAGGAACCAAGAGGCGAAAAAGUCAAUUUUAAGACUGCUUCAGAAAAGUUCCAAUUAGAAUAUAUGAUAUCAUGAUACCUGUUCAGCUUCAACAUACCUAGAUCAAAAGAUGGUUGAUGAUAACCUGUGUGAAAAGAGAUAUAGAAGUAGUCAUUGUUGAGCAUUCCUAUCUGUCAUGGCAAUCCAGUUUAAUCUCAGCUAAUUCAAGAUAUGGCUACAUGGGAAAUACUGUGUAGUCUUCCUUUAAAGAGUCACUG